This is a messenger RNA of Lagopus leucura (white-tailed ptarmigan), 1334 nucleotides long. RefSeq lists its product as uncharacterized. The record is from RefSeq and is a predicted model, not a curated record. The transcript is spliced from 5 exons. Lineage: Eukaryota; Metazoa; Chordata; Aves; Galliformes; Phasianidae. The annotation marks the transcript as partial.
GUUGGAGCUGCUGGCGCAGGAGUGCCGUCGCAGCGCUCAGGUCCUGCAGCAGAGCCGCAUGCAGGGCGGCGCUGAGCCUCAGAGCCGCUGCGAGCAGAGGAGCUUCAGCACCAUCAAGUCUCCUUUGGGGUCUCUCCUUCAUUUGGGGUCUCCUUUGGGGUCCCUCCUCCUUUUGGGGCUGUUUUGGGGUCCUGUCUCUUCAUUUGGGGCUGUUUUGGGGUCCCUCCUUCAUUUGGGGCUGUUUUGGGGUCUCUCCUUCAUUUGGGGUCACCUUUGGGCUCCUCUCUCUUCAUUUCAGCUCCUCUCCUCUGCUUUUGGCUCCUCCUUCUUUCGGGCUCUGCUUUGGGCUCCUCUCCUUUUGGGGCUGCUUUGGGGUCCUGUCUCUUCUUUUGGGGGCUGCUGGGGGGUCCUCCUUCAUUUGGGGUCACCUUUGGGGUCCCUCCUCCUUUUGGGCUCUGCUUUGGGCUCCUCUCUCUUCAUUUCUCCCCUUUGCUUUUGGCUCCUCCUCCUCCUUCCAGGUCCUCCCUUCUUCUUUUGGGGUCCACCUCCGGUUUUGGGGUCCAUCCUCUUCCUUUGGGGUCCUCCCUCUUCAUUUGGGGUCACCUUUGGGGUCCCUCCUCCUUUGGGGUCUCUUUUGGGGUCCCUCCUCCUUUCAGGCUCUGCUUUGGGCUCCUCUCUUCAUUUCAGCUCCUCUCCUCUGCUUUUGGCUCCUCCUUCUUUUGGUCCUCCCUUCUUCAUUUGGGCUCUGCUUGGGGUCCCCUCUCUUCAUUUAGGGUCCUUCUUUUGGGGUCCUCCUUCAUUUGGGCUCUGCUUUUGGGGUCCUCCUCCUUUCGGGCUCUACUUUGGGCUCCUCUCUCUUCAUUUAGGGUCCUUCUUUUUGGGUUCUACCUCUUUCUUUGGGCUCUGCUUUUGGCUCCUCCUUCUUUUGGUCCUCCCUCUUCAUUUGGGCUCCACUUUGGGGUCCCUCCUCCUUUUGGGGCUGCUUUGGGCUCCUCUCUCUUCAUUUAGAAUCCUUGGGUCCUCCCUCUUCAUUUGGGCUCUGCUUUGGGCUCCUCCUCCUCCUUUCGGGUCCUCCUUUGGGCUCCUCCCUCUUCAUUUCGGGUCCUUCUCCUUUCAGGUCCUCCCUCUUCAUUUGGGGUCUCCUUUGGGGUCCCUCCUCCUUUUGGGGCUGCUUUGGGCUCCUCUCCUCAUUUAGAAUCCUUGGGUCCUCCCUCUUCAUUUGGGCUCUGCUUUGGGCUCCUCCUUCAUUUGGGCUCUGCUUUGGGCUCCUCCUCCUCCUUUCGGGUUCUCCUUUGGGCUCCUCUCUCUUCAUUUCGGGUCCAUUCUCCUUUCAG